Molecule: messenger RNA, 6704 nt
Organism: Gambusia affinis (western mosquitofish)
Lineage: Eukaryota; Metazoa; Chordata; Actinopteri; Cyprinodontiformes; Poeciliidae
Gene: runx2b
Product: RUNX family transcription factor 2b
Exons: 5
Coding region: 2994-4184 (396 amino acids)
Biological process (GO): hemopoiesis; regulation of cell differentiation; neuron differentiation
Cellular component (GO): nucleus
Molecular function (GO): RNA polymerase II cis-regulatory region sequence-specific DNA binding; ATP binding; DNA-binding transcription factor activity, RNA polymerase II-specific
Source: RefSeq, a predicted model, not a curated record
CAGAUGCAUGUCAGCGUUCUCGGACUACAUAUAUAUAUUCGCAUAUAUUCUUGGCCAUCAAGCUAUUUUAAACAACAAACCACUUUUUUGAGCUUUGAAACUUUUGUUGUUUUCUUUUUUUGUUGUUGUUGUGUUUUUUUUUUAUUUCUAUAUUAAAGCAAAGUUCGACUUUACAACAUGAAAACAAACUGCAAAACCCCCUCACAGGAUCCAAAUAAACUAACAUCUGUGCCUCCAAGUAGUCUAAUUUAUUUUUGAAAGAGGCCUGCAGUAUCAAAGGCCUUUGUCUCAAUGACUCCGAGCAAUAAAAGCCUGUUUGGGAGCAGCGGGGGGAAAAAAAGAGAGCGAGAGAGAGAAAGAACACAGAAUGGUAAUACACAUGCCGCUGUGUGAUGUGGCACUGAGAAAAGUCUCACUGGGAGACUGAUGGGUAAUUAGACUGGGAGGGUGUGAGGUGGGAGAUGACUGCGAUGAAGAGCCUCACGGAGGGUAGAGGAUGCCCUCUAGUAGAGGUGAGAGGGGCAGCAUCCUCACUUAAAACAAAGUAAAUGAAGAAAUAGUGUAACAUCGAUAUAGAGGAGCAGCAUUAUCAUUUAACAUUAAGCUAAAAAUAAUAAUUAUAAUUUUCUUAUUUAAUUGUUUUAAUUUUUUAUGCCUAUUUUGUUUAUGUGUUUUUUGUUAUUUUUUGUUAUUAUUAUUAAAAUUUUUUAUUCUUUUUAUUUUCUUGAUUUUUUUUUCUUUUGGUUUUCAACAAACACAGCAUCGGCUCUUAUAUUUAAAUAUAUCUAUUUAUUUAUUCUUAUUCUUGUUUAAUGUUGAUGUGCGGGUGUAAAGGUGCAGUUGGUGUUUUUCCAAAUGAGAUUUCAUUCAAAUGAUGAUUUAAUGGCCUGUUUUUAUUUAUUUAUUUUAAUUUUUUUUAAAUCAAUUUAUGUCUUUCCUUUUUAAUUUUAUUCUUACAUUUCAAGCUAGAUCAUUUUAAGUGGAUGCUGCAUCAAUGUUAGCAACAACAGUGCAAUAUGAAAUAGAUAUUUCUAAAAAAAAAUAUAUGUGAUCUAAAAGCCCUUUUGCAACCGACAAAAAAUGGCCUCUGUGUGAUUUGUUGUGGUGUUGUUGUCACCGUGUUGUUAACUUCUCAUGAAGUUUAUUUUAUUUAACCCAACACUGCUGCGUAUCGGACUCUGUUAUCGUGUUUCCUUUCUAGGGUGUCAAUGAAGUGGAAGAAAACAUAAAAUGUCAGACAAUUAAUGAGAUUCAGAACAUUUAUCUUCAUCUCCUUCCUCCUCUUCUUCUUCUCUUGCUCCUGCCAGAAGAAAUUAAACACGAUUAAAAUAACUUGUUAUUCUUUUUAGAAUAUUAUUGUAAACUCGGGCGUAAUUUCGGCAAAUUCGCAAAAAAAAAAAAAAAAAAAAAGAUAAUUUUUAAAAAAUGUAAGGUUUCUUCUUUCUGCGUUGUGUGAAUGUGGUUUCGUUUUCUUCUAAUGAAACACGUAUGUAAUUGAUUUAGCUCAUCGUGUGCGGCCCAAAAAACCGGUGAAGUCUUUUUUUUUAUAUAUUUGUUGUUUUUGUUUUUUAACUCGAGCGACUUUCGUAGACUCGUUGUCUGCUGAAUGUAGAGUAUUUUUUUUUGUUUUUUUGUUUUUUUUGUUUUGUUUUGUUUUUUGGUGGGGACGGGGGGGAUUUAAAAGCAGAAUACCUGCUGCAGCUACACCUCGGCUUACACCUGCGCAACAGCUCUCCCCUGCGCCCGAAAUGAAACCCUACUCCUGCGCGUCCUACCUGACUCACCGCUCUCCGGUGACUCAGUGGCUCCGGCCCUUGAUGGGAGCUCAGUCCGAGACGCUCCUGUUUGGCGCACAUUGUCAAGCGCCGUAACUCAACACGGUCUGACUGGAAAUGACAACCUCCGACGUCAGGAGCGCGCUGCCGGUCCACGGGAACGGUGACAUGUGGGUACGUAUGCGGUUUACACGCGCGCCGCGUAACCCUCUCGUGGGGCUUGGGGGAGUUGUGUGGUGGUGGUGGUGGGGGGCGCAGAGACGACGCUGAACAAAACACGAUUGUCCGUGUUGUGGGGGGGCAGAGAGCGCGUUAGAGGCGUGAUAGAUCGCGGCGCAGCGCGGAGGGAGCGGAUCUGACUCCAGACACCACGUGUUGGAGUCGCAUCAGCGCAAUAAUUGCCGGGGCGCUUGGGCUAUAUAAACCACAAAAACGCCUGCGCACGGGGAACCCCGGCCCUCCGAACACUAACCACAUUCACGGCCGCAAAACGGGAUUCGAGUUUUUUUUUUUCUUCUUCUUCUUCUUCUUCUCCCUUCCCUCCUCCUUCAUCUCACCGGCGAUCAUUUCUUUUCUCUCUCUCGCUGCCUCGCUCUCUCUUUCUUUUUUCCUCCCUUCCCCAGGCUUUUUAACCCUAUAUACAAAACCUGCGUCGCGGCCGGAAGACCUCCAGAAAGAUUUGUUGAAUUUGCAGGCGUCGCGGGAUUAUAAAUAGGCUUGUUAAGUAUUGUUGAGGCGUAAUCUUUUCACUUUGAAACUUUCCUUCAUGUGUACAUAGCCUGCGGGUUUCCAGAGCGCCUUUCAGUUUGGCACAAAGACUUCAAUGACGCACCUGGAAGAGCGCUUUGACUUUUUUUUUUUCUUAAGCAAACGAAGGCAGACAAAAACCUUUUAGACCGUCUGGUUUAACUGUACAGCCUAGUAGCGCACUCGGAGAUUUAUUUGGUGUUAUUACAGUCUGAGCGCGCGCCUGCGUUAUGGCACGUGGAUUCCUCCCAGGAAAAGCUCUCGAUUUAGAAAAAACGCGUCCUUAAAGCCUUUUUUUUCUUUUUUCUCUACCCGCGGGAGAAAGUCUGCUUUGUAGUGGAGAGAGGUUUAGAGCUCUCAACCGAACCGAGGGGCAGCGAGUGUGAGAGAAAGCGGAGAGAGCCCGAGACAGAAAGAGGGAGAGAGAGAGCCCCCCUCUGCAGCGCCUUUCCGCUAAUCCACGGUGUUGUGAUGCGAAUUCCCGUAGAUCCCAGCGCCAGCCGGAGGUUCAGUCCGCCGUCCAGCAGCCUCCAGCCGGUCCCAGGGAAGAUGAACGACGUGAGCUCCCCGGCCGGCCAGCCGGACGCGGCGGCCGCGGUGCCGAGGCUGCGUCCCCCGCAUGAGAACCGCAGCAUGGCCGAGAUCAUCGCCGACCACCCAGCCGAGCUGGUGCGCACCGACAGCCCCAACUUCCUCUGCUCGGUCCUGCCCUCCCACUGGCGGUGCAACAAGACGCUGCCUGUCGCCUUCAAGGUGGUCGCCCUGGGCGACAUACCCGACGGGACGGUCGUCACGGUUAUGGCGGGCAACGACGAGAACUACUCGGCCGAGCUGCGGAACGCCUCGGGCGUGAUGAAGAACCAAGUGGCGCGCUUCAACGACCUUCGCUUCGUGGGCCGCAGCGGCAGAGGCAAGAGCUUCACACUGACAAUCACGGUAUUCACCAACCCACCGCAAGUGGCCACGUACCACCGAGCCAUAAAGGUCACCGUGGACGGACCGCGUGAGCCCAGGAGGCAUCGUCAGAAACUCGAGGACCCGCCCAAAACUGGCCUGUUCUCAGAGCGCCUUAGUGAUCUUGAGCGGAUGAGGGUGAGGGUCACGGUUCCCACGCAAACGCCCCGGCCAGCUCUCAACACCGCAGCCAACACCUUCAACCCGCAGGGUCAGACACAGAUUACAGGGUCGUCCGACCUGAGUCCGUUCCCCGGCCAGUUCGAGCGCCAGUUCCCGAGCCUCUCCUCCAUCACGGACAGCCGCUUCUCCAGCCCGCGUAUGCACUACCCGGCCACCUUCACCUACACCCCGCCCGUCACCUCGGCCAUGACGCUCGGCAGCGCCCACUACCACACCUACCUCCCCCCGCCGUACCCGGGCUCCACCCAGAGCCAGAGCGGACCCUUCCAGACCAGCAGCACGCCGUAUCUGUACUACGGCGCCUCCUCCAACUCGUACCAGUUCUCCAUGGUGCCCGGCGGCGACCGCUCGCCGUCUCGGAUGGUGCCGCCUUGCACUAGCGCCUCCACGGGCACCUCGCUGGUGAACCCCAACCUGCCCAGCCAGACGGAGGGCGGGGUGGACGGCGACGGGAGCCACAGCAACUCGCCGACCGUGCUGAACCCCGGCGGCCGCAUGGACGAAGCGGUCUGGAGGCCGUACUGAGGAAAGACCAGGGGGACACGCGGAUGACAAGUCAAGUGAUGUCGCGGUUUACAAGCACAAAACCCCCUUUUGUUUUUUCAUAUCAUGAAAAGGGGGAUUUCUUUCUUCUUUUGUUUUGGGGGGGGGGUCCUCUCCUCGGCUGUCUCCACCUUCUGCUUGGAAAUUAAAGCAGCGAUGAUGAUGAUGAUGACGGUGAUGAUGAUGACGAUGGUGGGGGAAGUGUGGAGGCUGUUGGGGAAAAAUGAAAUAAAAGACCAGACUUGCACCGACUUGUCUUCCUGGAAUGUGUUUGGACCGAGGCACUACAAAGGGAGCCAUUCUCACAGCAGUAAUGAGAAGAAAAGACACACACGCUAAAAACAAAACAAAAAAAACAAAACUAUUUUUGAUUCACCAAGCCCACGCAGACGGGACGUUGUUUCAGUUUUUAGGGCAGCCCCACCAGCUAAGGGAUGCUGCGUCGACGUUUGUAAAAGACUGCCCCCUUUUUGUUUGUUGGUUGUUGUUUUUUUUUACGCGUUUGUACUUUAUUAAGGCUUUUUUUUUUUUUUUUUUGCAGAGCAUGUUUUUGUACAAUAUGGAGAUGCAACCUAAGCACUGAGUAGCAGAUGAGAAGCGUGUGUUACCAAAAAGCGGCGUGGACAUUCAUUUUGCUCUAAACCAAUUAAUUUAACUUGUACAUUGUGGGUUAUGACGUUGAUGUAGAUUGAAGCGUUUUGUUAUUUUUUUUUGGUUUGUUUGUUUGUUUGUUUUUUCUCUAGUUUUAACUUAUAAAAGCCAUAAAUUAUGUAUUGUAUUUGAAACUUGAGUCAAAGAAGUGUAAUCUGAAUAUUUUUGAUGCAUCUAUAUGACUAAGUUAAUUUUAUCUUUGAUAGGUAAUUUAAAGAGUUUUUUUUUUUUUUUUUUGUCUUUGUUGUUGUUGUCGUUGCUGUAGUUGCCCCUCUCCCCACCCCUCCCUCCUCCCCGAAAAGAUUGAAUAAUAAUCGCUUGGAAUACAAAAUCUAAUUUCCGGAGAGUAUUGCAACAUGUUUUCUUCUGAUGUGUUAAAACAAAAUAAAGAAAUAAAUUUAAAAAUUCAGUGUAACUGCUCGACACAUUAGGAGGCCAACAUCUUCGGUAGGCGUCGACACACAUUUGGCUGGGAAUUAAACCUUUGGUAUUUAUUGAGCAAUAACUCGCAUCGUGCCUCUCGGCAACACGGCAUUAAAGCCAGCUUCGGUGGGGAAGAAAAUAAUUAUCCGUUUAUGGAAAUUUUCUCUUUUUUAUUUUUUAUUUUGUGCACUUACAAACUGCUUUUCCUGACAAUCUGAGAACAAUCGAAGCGAGUCCAAAGAUGGUACAAGUUACAGCAUCAGGUCAGACCCCUUUUUUUUUUUUUAAGGCUAAGUUGUUUUUUGUGAUACAUAAACUCCUCAGGACUGGAAUAAUCCCCGAAUGAAAUUAUCUAUAUGUGCUUCUCUUUCUCCCUGUCUCUCUCUCUCUCUCUCUCUUUUUUUUUUUCAUAUCCAGGCUGGCUAAAAGCUCACUCCAGAUUAUAGCUUCCACAGGCCAAGGUUAUUAUAGCUUUCAUAUCAUGUGCAGAAGAUGACUUUGAAAAAGUCUGGGUUGGUGUGUGACACACACGCAGGGAGUGAGAAAGAAAGAGAAAACAAGGAAAGUAAAAAAAAAAAUAAAAAAUUUAAACCAUGGCAUUCCUUCAGACAUUUAUUUAUCUACAGUUUUUUAAGAUUUAAUAUCUAACGUCCCAGCCUAAAACAACAUUCUCUUGCAGCAAUAGAAGGAGCAUCGAACCCAAAAAAAAAAAAAAAAGUGCUGGGGUUCAGGGGAAAAGUGCAAAAAAAACCCAACAAAAAAAAACGAGGUGAUUGGAUUCAGCUGCUGGCAGCAAACCGGUGACCAAAAAAAAAGAAAAAAAAAAGAAAGAUAAUAUGGGAGACUUGUAUGUUUGUUUGAUAAAAGCACUUAUUUCUUGUUUUAUUUCUAGCAGCACUCGCGGCCGGCUGCCAGCAGAGCUCGUGGUUUUGGGUCCUGAACGCGGCCAUCUGGGCCCAAACGGAUAACACUUGGCCAAAUACAUCUGAUCCCACCAAGACACUUGGUGUUUGUUUGAAGCAAAAAAAAAAAAAAAAAAAAAAAAAUUGAGAUUAUUGUAUUAUUUCGUGCCUUUUUGUUAUUUAAUGCUUUCAGGUAAUGUAGCCCCUUGCAUGUGUGUAAAAAAAAAAAAAAAAGAAGUAGAGAGAAACACGGGAUCAGUGGGUUCAAGCUUUUUUUCACUGAAGGUUUGCACGCGACCUCAGUUUCCAAACUCGCUUCGUGAUAUUGGAAAAAUGUCACGUCGCGUUUCCCCCUCUCCCUCACCCUCCCCAACUGCCUCGGCUCGCACAGCCGGUAAAAUAUCAAAAGAAACAAAAAGAAACAGAAGGGAGAUAUUUCCAACAGAUUUUAAAACACGGCCUUGUUAACAUUUGCUACCCCAUGUCUUGUAGUCUCUUUUUUUAUUUAUUUUUUUUUUUCACUUUU